CGCGAUAACCGCCUUUGGACGACGCCAACGCGAUCAACUCGAUCGUGCUAGCCCGGCCGGAAUCUCGGAACCCGCGACCACCCGCCCACCGGCCCCAUCUCCGGCGCCUCCAUCUGACCCGCGCCGGCCGCAUCGCCGCCCGAUGGAGGCGAUAGAGGAGCUCUCAGAACUCGCCGAUGUCACGGCGCAAGCCUCCGGGCUGCUCGCGGACGAUGACCCGGCCGACGGCGCCACAAGGCGCGGCGGCGGCUCCUCGUUCCUCACCGUCGUCGCGCUCGGCAACGUCGGCGCAGGGAAAUCGGCGGUGCUCAAUGGCUUGAUCGGCCAUCCUGUGCUCCCUACUGGGGAGAAUGGAGCAACCAGGGCCCCAAUCUGUGUAGACCUGCAGCGGGAUGCGUCGCUCAGCAGCAAAACCAUUGUGCUGCACAUCGACAGCAAGUCGCAGCAGGUUUCUGCCAGUUCCCUCAGGCACUCGUUGCAGGACCGGUUGACGAAGGCUGGAAGUUCUGCUAAGGGUCGAUCAGACGAGAUAAACGUGAAACUAUCCACCAGCACAGCCCCUCCAUUGAAAUUGAUUGAUUUACCAGGGAUUGAUCAGCGUAGCAUGGAUGAAUCAGCAAUUGGGAACUCUGUGGUACGUAGUGAUGCAAUUCUGCUAGUUAUCAUUCCAGCUCUACAAGCGCCUGAUGUGGCAUCAUCUCGUGCUCUACGGCUUGCCAGAGAGUUGGAUUCGGAAGGUACUAGAACCAUUGGAGUCUUGAGCAAAGUUGAUCAGGCAGCUGGAGAACAGAAAGCUAUUGGUGCUGUUCAGGCCCUGCUUGCGAACCAAGGUCCAAGAACUGCAAAAGACAUUUUGUGGGUAGCUACAAUUGGACAAACUGUUCCCACUGCGUCUGCCCAGUCAGGAGUAGGUUCUGAAACCUCACCAGAAACUUAUUGGCAAGCUGAAGCUGAAAGCCUUUUAUCUAUACUUUGUGGAGCUCCUCUUAGUAAACUUGGUCGAGUAGCUUUAGUUGAUUCACUUUCUAGGCAGAUAAGGACAAGGAUAAGAGUUAGGCUCCCACAUCUCUUGAAUGGUCUUCAAGGGAAGUCUCAAAUAAUUCAGGAGGAAUUAGCAAAGCUUGCAGAAAAUAUGGUCCAAACUUCCGAAGGAACCCGGGUAAUUGCUUUAGGGCUUUGCCGGGAAUUUGAGGAUGCGUUUCUCCAGCACAUUGCAGGUGGCGAGGGUGCAGGUUGGAAAGUUGUGGCUAGCUUUGAGGGGAAAUUUCCAACAAGGGUUAAACAACUCCCUUUGGACAGGCAUUUUGAUAUGAAAAAUGUCAAAAAGGUUGUUCUAGAAGCCGAUGGCUAUCAGCCAUACCUGAUAUCACCCGAGAGAGGCUUAAAGUCUCUUAUAAAAGGACUUCUAGAGUUAGCUAAGGAACCAUCAACGCUUCUUGUGGAUGAGGUUCAUCGUGUAUUGCUAGAUAUAGUAUCAGCUGCAGCAAAUGCCACUCCAGGACUUGGUAGAUAUCCCCCUUUCAAGCGUGAGGUAAUUGCGAUUGCAUCUGCUGCUCUAGAGGGUUUUAAAAAUGAAGCCAGAAAGAUGGUUGUUGCACUGGUUGAUAUGGAGCGUGCAUUUGUACCUCCCCAGCAUUUUAUUCGCUUGGUGCAGAAAAGAAUGGAAAGGCAACGUCAUGAAGAUGAGUUGAAAAAUCGCGCUAUGAAGAAGAGUUCAGAUGCAGACCAAAACAGAGCCACGAGCCCACUAGUCCAAGGAAAAGAAUCAAAUUUACAAAUUCUAGGACCUGCUGGAGAAAUUACAGCUGGUUUUCUGUUUAAAAGGCGUGCAAAAGGAAAUGACUGGAGCAGGCGAUGGUUUGUUCUAAAUGAGAAAAGUGGAAAGCUUGGAUACACUAAGAAACAAGAGGAGAGACACUUCCGGGGUGUCAUCAAUUUGGAGGAGUGUAAUCUUGAAGAGAUUUUAGAUGAGGAAGAUCCUCCAAGAAGUUCUAAAGAUUCUAGAAGGUCAAGUGGGACAGAUUUCGGAAAAGCUCCUAGUCUCGUUUUCAAGAUUACUAAUAAGGUUGCUUAUAAACAUGUUUUGAAAGCUCACAGCACUGUUGUACUGAAGGCUGAAAGUAUGGCUGACAAAACUGAAUGGGUUGCCAGAAUUAAGAGUAUUGUUGCAAAGAGAACAACUGUUUCAGAAGGUGGUUCACUGAUGAGGCAAAGCCAUUCAGAUGGUUCGCUAGUUUCUGUUUCAAAAAAAGAUGGUUCUCUAGACACAAUGCUAAGAAAACCUGCAGAUCCUGAAGAAGAGCUUCGAUGGAUAUCUCAGGAAGUUCGUGGAUAUGUGGAAGCUGUUCUCAGUAGUCUUGCGGCAAAUGUUCCCAAGUUAAGUAUUCUGGAUCUUGUUGAAGCGUUCUGAUUUCCAUUUCACAACUUCCAAUGUCUUACUACUCUUGUUCAACAGGCUGUCGUUCUUUGCCAAAUUGAGAAGGCAAAGGAAGACAUGCUUAAUCAGCUCUAUACUUCCAUAAGCACGCAAAGCAUUGCCAGGAUUGAAGAGCUCAUCCAGGAGGAUCAUAACGUGAAGCGCAGGCGCACAAAAUUUCAAAUGCAAUCAUCCCUUCUGUCCAAGGUUACUCGCCUGCUCAGUAUCCAUGAUAAUCGCUCAAAUGAUUCUGCUAGAUCAGGUGUGGGGACAGUGAGUUGCCGGUUCAUGCCUUGCAGAUAUUAGCCCAAGAACCGAUGUGCAAUCCGGAUAAGAAUGGAGAUCUGCAUUUGAUGGCAGUAGCAGUGGCCAUCGAAAUAGUAAUGCAUCACAAGAUUGUGACUCGCUGGUCGGAACUAACUCUGGGAUUCGCCACAUGCCAAGUCGAACGCCACCACAGCUUCCACCACAGGGCAGUCGCUUGGGGUAUGGCUUCUAAUUCAGCGCUUGUGAUUAUUGGCCGGGAACACAUUUGCUGGCUCCACGUGCUCUAAUGUCCAAUUGAUUCAGACUUUUCAGAAGAAACCCGUCCAUCUUAAUUUGUUUUGAUUAAUUCAAGUGACCAGUUCUCUAGGACUUACCCGGACUAUCUUAAUUUUUCAUACUAAAACCAGCAGUGACCCGUGCAAUUGCUUGGGCAGCAUCUUACACUUGUAUAUAUUUAU
This is a messenger RNA of Lolium perenne, 3141 nucleotides long. RefSeq names its product dynamin-2B. Lineage: Eukaryota; Viridiplantae; Streptophyta; Magnoliopsida; Poales; Poaceae. Gene Ontology annotation, cellular component: membrane; cytoplasm; microtubule. The record is from RefSeq and is a predicted model, not a curated record. Gene Ontology annotation, molecular function: GTP binding; GTPase activity; microtubule binding.